CCACAUUCGGCUUGUUCGCGCGUUAUCGGCGCGUCACGUUGUUCGAUUCGUCCUCGAUCUGCGAGAGUCUCUCAUUUGCGAAGUUGGAUCCGGAUCGCGGAGCUUGUCCUUCAUUCUGCUCGCGAUGUCCAGGCGAAGCUCGCUGCUAGUGCCGAUGAAGAGCAUCGAGCGGGAGCUGAUCUGCCCCAUCUGUGCCGAGCUCUUCACACAGCCGCUCAUCCUGCCCUGCCAGCACAGCGUCUGCCACAGAUGCGUCAAAGAGCUGCUCAUGCCCAACCACGACGACUCGUUCAGCACAGACGCCGGAUCCGAGAGCUCGAACCCGGGCAGCCCUCGCGCCAGAGGCCCGUCCCCCAGCACGGAGAAGCUGGAGCGCCUGGUGCGAUCAGCCUCGCUGAGGAGGUCGUUUGGAGGGAGAGGUAGAUGUGGUUUACGUAAUUUAAUUAGCUGUAGUGAGUACUGUGUCUCUAGAACGCUCUCUUCUCGUGCACAAUGCUUUUCGGAGGCCACCAAGAGCUGCAUGGACUGCAAGGCCAGCUUCUGCAACGAGUGCUUCAAGAUGAACCACCCCUGGGGAACGCCCAAAGCCCAGCACGAGUACGUGGGACCCACCACCAACUUCAGACCGAAGGUGCUCAUGUGUCCCGAGCACGAGAUGGAGAAGGUCAACAUGUACUGUGAGGUGUGCCGGCGUCCCGUGUGUCAUCUGUGCAAGCUCGGCGGAUCUCACGCUAAUCACAGAGUCACUUCCAUGAGCAGCGCCUACAAGAUCCUGAAGGACAAGCUAUCGAAGAGUAUCCAUUACCUAAUUAGCAAAGAGGACCAAGUGAGGACUCAGAUUUCUGAGCUGGAGGUGAUGAUGCGUCACACAGAGGAGAACGGGCAGCUCGCCGAGAGAUGCGCCAACGAACACUUCGAGCAUCUCUUCGAGACGCUUCAGGAGCGGAGGACGGAGAUGCUGCGCUCCAUCGAGCAGAGCCGGAGUCUGCGGGUGGAGCGUCUGCGGGCGCAGGUGGAGGAGUACCAGGGCAUGCUGGAGAACAGCGGCCUUGUGGGAUACGCUCAGGAGGUGCUGAAGGAGACGGAUCAGUCCUGCUUCGUCCAGACGGCCAAACUGCUGCACGUCAGGAUUCAGAAAGCCACCGAGUCUCUGAAGACCUUCCAGCCUGCGGCGACGCCGUCGUUUGAGGAGUUUGUGCUGGACACGUCGAAGGAGGAGCUCUUACUGAAGGAGCUGAGCUUCAGCGGCGUUCCUGCGCCUCCAGUGAUCGAUCUCUCUCGCUGCUGCGUUUAUAACGAGGGUCUGAUCCACUGGCGGCUGUCUGAAGACUCUCUGCCCACCGAUCAUCACAUUGUGGAGUUCAGGAAGCUGGGGGCUGAGGAUGAGGAGGAAUCCCGCUGGAGCGCAACUGAGCGUGUUUACGGCUGCAGCACGGUGGUGUCUGAUCUGGCCGGCAACGCUCGCUACGCUUUCAGAGUGAAGAGCUGCCGUAACGGUGUGUUCAGCCCCUGCAGCCCUGAGGUGUCCUUCCACACGCCUCCAGCGCCGGGUAAACGCGCGCGCGCGCACACACACACACACACACACCCGUUACUCCCGUUCCUAAAGCACCUCCUGCUCUGUUUCUGGCUAAUAUUUGGUAAGGAUUUUAAUUUAAUUUUGCUUCCCGUCAGGUACGACCAUGACAGCGGUCACGACAGCGGCAGCGAAGACGCCUGUUUCGAGGUUUCUCAGCCCUUCACGCUGCUCACCGUGGGCAUGGGCCGGCUCUUCAUCCCCAAAGCGUCCGCCAGCGCCGCAGGGGAUCACAGCAGCCGAGUCCUGCCCAUGCCGCAGAGGAUCGGAGUCUGUCUGGACUAUGACGCCGCUCGCGUGUUCUUCUACGAUGCAGACACCAUGCGCUGUCUGUACGAGCGACCGGUGGACUGCUCCGGCACCAUGUUCCCUGCGUUCGGGCUCCUGGGCGGCGGCGCGGUUCAUCUGGAGGAGUUCAUCACGGCCAAGCGGCUCUCGUACCUGUGAGGUGUCCGCUAGCUCUGCUAACUCCGUCUCGUUCUCUUGAGUUCCUCGUAACGGUAGAUCGUCGUGUGGGUCGGCCGGUGGCGUGUCGCUGUCCUAAUAUACAAGUCAGUCUGGUUUAAGAGCCAAAGCCCGUCUGGAGUGCCUUCAGUGACAUCAGUCGAUCAGGAUUUUAACAGACCAUCAGGGUUCACGCAGGGCACCUUAAUACACUGAAAUCUAAUGCAAAGCCUCACGUCACUUUCUGAAGAAUGUGCACUGAUACUGUUAAUUACUUUUCAUCGUUUACAUGCACAA
Sinocyclocheilus anshuiensis is the source of this 2317-nucleotide messenger RNA. Its product is annotated as E3 ubiquitin-protein ligase TRIM36-like. Gene Ontology annotation, molecular function: ubiquitin-protein transferase activity; protein binding; zinc ion binding. Gene Ontology annotation, biological process: acrosome reaction; spindle organization. Lineage: Eukaryota; Metazoa; Chordata; Actinopteri; Cypriniformes; Cyprinidae. Bases 125 to 2023 code for a protein of 632 amino acids. The transcript is spliced from 11 exons. Gene Ontology annotation, cellular component: acrosomal vesicle. The record is from RefSeq and is a predicted model, not a curated record.